AUGGAGAAGGACUGGGUCCCUGGGAACAAUGUGGGGUCUCUUGGCUGUGGACUGUGUAUAGCCUCUAGGAGCCUGCUACAGUCUGUUGAGGAAGCCCUAGAGGAAAGGAGCCUGACCAUCCGGCCAGCCUCAGAACUCCAGGAGCUGGACUCCCCAGACGAUACCAUAGGAACCAUCAAGCGGGCCCCAUUCUUGGGGCCAUCCCCCCCUGAGCCUCCAGCUGAAGACCCUCUAUCCAGCCCCCUAGGCCCUAACAGCCCCCCACUGCUCCCCACUGCCUGGGCCACCAUGAAGCACAGGGAGGAUCCUGAGAGAUCGUCCUGCCAUGGGCUUCCCCCAACCCCCAAGGUGCAUAUGGGCGCCUGCUUCUCCAAGGUCUUCAAUGGCUGCCCCCUGCGGAUCCACGCUGCUGUCACCUGGAUUCACCCUGUCACCCGGGACCAGUUCCUGGUGGUGGGGGCCGAGGAAGGCAUCUACACCCUCAACCUGCAUGAACUGCAUGAAGAUACACUGGAGAAGCUGAUUUCACACCGCUGCACCUGGCUCUACUGCGUGAAUAAUGUGCUGCUGUCGCUCUCAGGGAAAUCCACGCACAUCUGGGCCCAUGACCUCCCAGGCCUGUUUGAGCAGCGAAGACUCCAGCAACAGGUUCCCCUCUCCCUCCCCACCAACCGCCUCACGCAGCGCAUCAUCCCCAGGCGCUUUGCCCUGUCCGCCAAGAUUCCAGACACCAAAGGCUGCCUGCAGUGUCGCGUGGUGCGGAACCCCUACACGGGCAGCACCUUCCUGCUGGCUGCCCUGCCCACCAGCCUGCUCCUGCUGCAGUGGUAUGAGCCGCUGCAGAAGUUCCUGCUGCUGAAGAACUUCUCCAGCCCCUUGCCCAGCCCCGCGGGGAUGCUGGAGCCCCUGGUGCUGGAUGGGAAGGAGCUGCCGCAGGUGUGUGUGGGGGCGGAGGGCCCCGAGGGGCCCGGCUGCCGAGUCCUGUUCCACAUCCUGCCCCUGGAGGCUGGUCUGAUGCCUGACGUCCUCAUACCGCCUGAGGGGCUCCCGGGCACCGCCCAGCAGGUGAUCCAGGUGGACAGGGACACAGUCCUAGUCUGCUUUGACCGCUGCGUGAGGAUGGUCAACCUGCUGGGUGAGCCCACGGCCACACUGGCGCCCGUGCUGACCUUUGACUUCCCCAUUGAGACUGUGGUGUGUCUGCAAGACAGUGUGCUGGCCUUCUGGAGCCAUGGGAUGCAAGGCCGUAGCUUGGACACCAACGAGGUGACCCAGGAGAUCACAGACGAGACAAGGAUCUUCCGAGUGCUCGGGGCCCACAGGGAUAUCAUCCUCGAGAGCAUUCCCACUGACAACCCAGGGGCUCACAGCAACCUCUACAUCCUCACGGGCCACCAGAGCAGUUACUGAGAGGGCCGGGCAUGGCCGGGGGCAUCCCCCCUACCCUGCCCCCAGGCCUUAGCUGCAUUCCCUUUUAGGCAAAAGGGGCCCCUCCCAGGUCAGAGGAGCCCAGGCUCUGCUGGUCUGAAGGGCAGAAAUAAUCCUGAGAAGAGUUUUGCGGGCUGGGGGUGGGGGGAAGCCCACCCCAGGCCCCCCACAAAACUGGACCAGAGGAAGCUGCUGUUACCUCCCCCUUCCCUGUGGGCAGCUCAGGCCCUGCGGCAAGGGUCCCCGGGCAGGGUGGGGGCAGGCCCAGGUGACCCAUUCCAUUUUGUCUCCACAUUUCCUUUCCAUUCUUCCUGCCAAGAGCCUGCCCCUGCACCCUGUCCUGGGGAACAUGGUAUUUAAAAGAGAGACUAUAUUGGUAUUAAAGCUGGUUUGAUUUUACUCCACUGAUCCCUCUUUGUCCGGGGGAGCUGAGCCCACUGUCUCAUCUCCCUUCUUCUUCCCUCCCUCCCUCCAGCACAUCUCUCUGUGGCACCAGGGAAGGGGGCCCCCCAGUGUUCUGGUGACUCCCUAAUGGGGGAGCCCGGCAGAGCUGAUGGAGAGGCCAGUGGCCCCCAAAAGGCAUCUCAGGGGCACUGUCUUCCCGGGCUCUCCUGCUCAGGAUGAGCCCUCAGCUUUGAAGUGUGAGGCCUCUUUUGUGGCCGAGAAACCGUGCAAAUGGGGGGGGGAGGCCAAGCUGAACAAAGGGACUCUCAUCCAGGGCACCCCUGCCCCGUUCAGGGUCUCACCAGGCAGCCAGGGCCCAGGAAGGGCCAGCCACUGGCUGCGCCACCCAGUGCCAGCGAGGCUUUGGUCUGUGGACACAGCCUGCUAUGACCUGUGUCCCCUGCCCAAGCCUGAGGCUUGCAUCCCUGCCUCCCAGCUGCUACCUAGGUAUCAGCGUGCUCCAUCAGGCCAAGACUGCAGAGUAUGGGCUCCGUCAUCAGGCUAGACUCUGGGAAGAUUAGCCUGUGUCCAUUUAACAAGUAUUCCCAGACAGCCUCCUCAGUGCCAGACCCUGGGCUCACAGAGAGGUCAGUACCAAGAUGUGGACCAGCCCCCCGUGAAGGCAGCGAUCCUUGCUGGAGCCUGCAUCUCGAGGGUACGUCUGUCUGCCCGUGGCUGACCUUUUGCUUUGCAUUGUCAUUCUUGCACUUUUCCCUCUUAGAGGGCUCCAUAUCCUCAGGCCAGGAAGCCCCCCCCUCUAUUGCCCCAGGCACUGACCAGGCUGCUCUGGACCGGAGCCUUUGGGCAGGUGAGGCCAAAGAGGUAGGAUGACCGCUAGCCUUGAAGGAGAGGUCAGGUGCACACACACGGCUGCAUAGGGUGGGAAGGCCCUGGGUCUGGGGGAAGAGCUUGAGCAAAGGCCCAGGGGUCAGGUCUCGAAUGUGGCCCAGUUAUCUUUCUUCUGAUAUUCAAGGCAACUGUUUGAAUUAAGAAUUUCUCUCCACCCGGUGGGUUGCUGGUAUUUGAUAAAUGGAUGCAAGUGGGUGGGUGGGUGGUGGAGAGAUGGCAGCUUAGGUGAAGAGCCUGCAGCGGCCCAGUCCCUACUGCCCCUGCCAGGGGCCCCGGCCAUCCCAGGUUCUUCUGUUGUCCCCUUGUCCACCCCCCCCACCCCACCCCCGCAGAGCCCUGACUGCUCUGACUCCUAGGGUUUUUUGGCUGAAAUAGAUUGUCAGACGGGGAGGGAGACAGAGCUGUACAUUGGCACUCACACCUGCCCUCUCCCUGAGACCCAAAGGAGGGUGGCAGGCACCUCCCAAGUUCUCAAAGUCUGCACCUGCCUGGAGGACGUUGGAUGGACCAAAUGGUGGAGUGACAUGAUAUGAUUCCUAACUUCCCAUUUUCCAGAUUUCCUGGUGGAGGUGUAGGACUCAGUUGAGGCGUGCCGGGGGCGGGGAGGUGAGCUCCCACUCAGAAGAGGCCCCUGACCCUCACCCCAGGUGCCCGGGAGAGGACGACCUUCCCGCCUACAAAGCAGCGGCCCGCAAAGAGCGCCACCUUGUGGCAGGUUGCCCUAGCCCGUGGCUGCCACCCGGGUCGGCAAAGGGGCUUUGAGGGAGUUGAGACCGUAACAUGCCAAAAAGUGGGAGGUCGGGGGGGAAAAGCAAGGGCUUCUGAUAAAAUAUUCACUGGCAGCACAGGCUGGCCACAAGCCAAAGAAAGACCAGGAAGCUGGGAAUUUGCACUGAAAAGACUGAAAGUGUUAUUUUAUUUAUGUAUUUUUAAAUAGGUAGCCCUUGUCCGUGGCCUGCUAUUUUUUUAAAAGAAUACAAAAUGGAUACAAUGAAAAGUCUGAACCCUUUGGUUCGAUGAAAACUUCUGAACCCUCCUGCAAGUAUUUAAGCAGUUCCGUAUGAUUUAUUCUUCUCCCCUUUUUAAAUGUGCGGUGACACAUUCCACACACUGUUCUGCUCUUACCCUUUCAAAAUCUGUUCUGGAGAGCUUUCCAUCAUCAGUGCUCCCCUCCCCUUGUUGUUUUCACAGCUAGUGGUGUUCCAUUGUAUAGCUUUCCCACAACUCCUGUUCACUCACUGCGAUUAGAUCCCUUACUGAUGUAACUGUUUCUACGACUUUGAUAUUACGAGGGACACUGCAGUAAAUACCCUUGUGCAAUAAAUACCACGCCCAUGCCACUCUGGCCAUUCAAGUGUCCUGUAGGGUGACUUUCUGGAAGCGACAUUGCUGCGUCAGAGUGGCUGUGUUUGUUCUUGUGAGAGCUACUGUCAAAUGCUGAGCUGUGUUUUCCCCAUAGAGCAAAUCCUAAAUCGGCCUGCAGGGCCAUGGGGAGGAUUGAAAAUCCUGUAAUAUACAAAAUGCAACAACACGGAGGAGCCUCAGAGAUCGAAUACUGAACUCAAACAGCAAAUCGCAUGAAACUACGCACAGUAUGGUUGCAUUUUCAAAAGCUCAAAAAAACCAGCAAAAGGAAACCAUUUACUGUCUGGUGGGACAGGCACAUGUGAUAAAACCCUGUUCGAUCAGGGGAAGAAAAAGUACAAAAUUCAAGACGAUGGUCUCGGAGAGGAGAGUAGAGGAGCGAUGAGGAAGGACCCCAGGAGUGUGCAAGGGUUUUGGUCAAAUCUUGGUUCUCAGGUUGGGUUGUGGGUUCGUGGGCAUUCGAUGUAUGUCAGUCCCUAACUCAGACAAGAUGCCACACAUCCUUUUGUAUGUAUCAAAUACUAUGUAAUAAAAUGUAAGUUUAAAUAUAA
Molecule: messenger RNA, 4637 nt
Organism: Leptonychotes weddellii (Weddell seal)
Lineage: Eukaryota; Metazoa; Chordata; Mammalia; Carnivora; Phocidae
Source: RefSeq, a predicted model, not a curated record